This is a messenger RNA of Microthlaspi erraticum, 234 nucleotides long. NCBI's taxonomy places the organism in Eukaryota, Viridiplantae, Streptophyta, Magnoliopsida, Brassicales, Brassicaceae. The record is from the annotation of a GenBank genome assembly.
AUGUUGAUGUUCCGGCGUCUUCGAGAAAAGGUUGUUCAGAGCUUGAAGGAGAUCGUGAACUGUUCUGACUUAGAGAUCUACUCAAUGCUUGUGGAGUGCAAUAUGGAUCCUUACGAAACCGUUAAUCGUCUCCUUUCUCAAGGACCAUCGGACAGUGGCUGGUUGGAGAACCAAGCGAAUGAAGACAGAUCUGAGGCGGAUGGAUGGAGGAACGAUGGAAACAUCUCAGAGUAG